AUGAAGAACAUCUGGAUCUUGGCAGCAAUACAGCUAUGCGUGGCGUCAGCAAAUGCAUCGCUUGAGCAAACAUGCAUGUCCUUCGACCCCACAGAGUACUUGACCAAUACGACGCUUCGCCUGCACGAGUAUAUCCGUGCCAACACCACCAUCUCACUUCCGGGCAUGGAUGCAUCCUGCAGCCGAUCCAAGCAGCUAAUACCCACCGAUGUCUGUCGAGUAGCUCUCACCGUGCCCACGAGCAACCGCUCCUCCUUCAUUAUGGAGCUCUUCUUGCCCGAUGAAGCUACCUGGACCGGCCGUCUCCUUGGCACUGGCAAUGGAGGUAUCGAUGGCUGCAUCAAGUAUGAGGAUAUUGCGUAUAGCCUUAACCACGGUUUCGCGGUCACAGGUACCAACAACGGCCACAACGGGACUGGAGGAAAGGAUUUUUUGGGUAAUUCGGACGUUAUACUGGACUUCUCUUGGAGGGCGCUGCACAUGGCCGCUGAAGCUGGGAAGACACUAGUCGAGGCGUUUUACGGCAAGCCUCACGAUCAGAGCUACUAUCUCGGCUGCUCCGGUGGCGGUAGGCAGGGGAUACAAGCCGCAGGUUUGUUUCCGGAGGACUAUGAUGGGAUAUUGGUCGGUGCCCCGGCGCUCAACUUCAACUAUAUGUCGGCAUGGCGUGCCAGAUUCUUCGUCCUCACGGGUGCAGCGAACAGCUCGGGUUUCAUCGACGCGGCAACGUGGGAAGGUCUCAUUCACGACGAGGUCCUGAGGCAGUGUGAUGACCUGGACGGUGCGAGUGACGGCAUACUGGCCGACCCAAAUUUGUGUGUAGCGGUGUUUCGACCAGAGGCACUGCUGUGUGGCACCAUGAAUGCAACCAACUGCUUGACGAUUCAUCAAGUCGAAACUGUCAGGCAGGUAUUUAGUCCACUGUAUGGUGUCACUGGGCAGCUGAUCUACCCACCAUUGGCCCCUGGCGCGGAAGUUGAUGCCACAGAUCGUCUGUUAUCCGGCUCACCCUUCCCAUACUCGGUCGAUUGGUACCGCUACGCCGUAUACAAUGACUCGAGCUGGGAUCCUGCGUCAUGGACAAUCAAUGACAUCGCUCCUGCAGACGAGAUCAAUCCGGGCAACGCACGUACCUGGCCAUCCAACCUUUCCCCGCUCCGCGAUGCCGGAACCAAGCUACUCAUCUACCACGGUGGUGCGGAUCAGCAGAUCACGGGCUUCGAUACUGAGAGAUGGUAUAACUACCUGUCGACGCAGAUGGAUGCGACGAGCGAGGAGCUGGAUGAUUUUCUGCGCUUCUUCAGGGUACCUGGCAUGGGCCAUUGUGGUGACGGCAUUGGUGCAUGGCAGAUCGGCCAGAAUGGUGCCGGUGCGAACGGGACGCUUUACGAUGCGGAGCACAACGUUCUGGCAGCGCUAGUCAACUGGGUGGAAGAGGGCAAAGCGCCCGAGGCAGUCCUCGGGACUAAAUUCAAUAACGAUAGCGCGGCCGAAGGUGUGGCUCUGACACGGUGGCACUGCCGGUAUCCUCUCCGCAGUACCUAUCUAGGAGGCGAUGCAGCGCUGGCCACGAGUUGGACUUGUAGGUAG
Cyphellophora europaea CBS 101466 is the source of this 1590-nucleotide messenger RNA. RefSeq lists its product as uncharacterized. The record is from RefSeq and is a predicted model, not a curated record. The transcript has a single exon. Lineage: Eukaryota; Fungi; Ascomycota; Eurotiomycetes; Chaetothyriales; Cyphellophoraceae. The coding region runs from base 1 to 1590 and encodes 529 amino acids.